This is a messenger RNA of Octodon degus (degu), 261 nucleotides long. Its product is annotated as SNRPN upstream reading frame protein. Bases 26 to 241 code for a protein of 71 amino acids. Gene Ontology annotation, cellular component: nuclear speck. The transcript is spliced from 2 exons. NCBI's taxonomy places the organism in Eukaryota, Metazoa, Chordata, Mammalia, Rodentia, Octodontidae. The record is from RefSeq and is a predicted model, not a curated record.
UCACGGAGGAGCGGGCCGAGGCGCGAUGGAGCGAGCCAGGGAUCGCUUACAUCUGAGAAGAACUACAGAACAGCACGUGCCAGAGGUAGAAGUCCAAGUGAAACGUAGACGAACUGCUUCCUUGAGCAACCAAGAGUGUCACUUGUACCCCAGACGUUCUCAGCAGCACCAAAUUCCUGUGGUGGAUUUCCAGGCAGAGCUGAGACAGGCGUUCUUAGCUGAGACCCCCAGAGGUGGUUAAACUCCAUUGGAACAUCAAGA